Messenger RNA from Empidonax traillii (willow flycatcher), 3781 nucleotides. It is a transcript of the gene ZNF467, whose product is annotated as zinc finger protein 467. The transcript has 10 exons. The record is from RefSeq and is a predicted model, not a curated record. Gene Ontology annotation, biological process: regulation of transcription by RNA polymerase II. Bases 56 to 3781 code for a protein of 1241 amino acids. Lineage: Eukaryota; Metazoa; Chordata; Aves; Passeriformes; Tyrannidae. Gene Ontology annotation, molecular function: RNA polymerase II cis-regulatory region sequence-specific DNA binding; DNA-binding transcription factor activity.
CCCCCGGAACCCCCCGGGACCCCCGCAAACCCUCCUCGAACCCCCUGGAGCCACCAUGCAGGACAGCGUUGACCCCCGCUGUGCCCUGGGUCCUGCUGUGGCCAAGGUGGAGCUGGAGGAGAUGGAGGCACCAGGAUGUGCCAGCUCAGUGUGGCCGGUGGUCCCCAAGGUGGAGGUGACCCCUGAAGGUGACGGGGACAAUCUGGAAGACCCGGAGCUCCACGGCUCAGGGCACUGGCUGGUGCGGAAGGUGAAGGUGGAGGAGGAGGAUGAGGACGAGGCCUGGGCAGGCGGAGCUGAGGCCCCGCUGGCUCCGCAGCCGCUUCCCGGCGCCGUCCCCCCCGAUCCUGCCGGGACACCCGGAAUCGCCGGUGCCUGCAAAGCGGAGGAGCCGUGCCCGGAGGAGCUGGGAUACGGAGUGCUGCCAACCUGGGGGCUGGGGCAGCGCCUGGACGGCACCGGGAUCGGGAUCGGCUUCGGCACCGGGAUCGGGAUCGGCCCUGGGAUCGGGAUGGGCCUCGGGGUGGGCCCCGUCCCCGUGGGGCACGAGCGCUGCCCCCAGCUCACCCCGCGGCCCUUCUCCUGCUCCCAGUGCGGGAAGGCCUUCGGGAAGAAGGCGCACCUGACGCGGCACCUGCGGGUGCACACGGGCGAGCGCCCCUUCCCCUGCUCCCACUGCGGGCGCCGCUUCCGCCAGCGCAUCCACCUGCGCUCCCACCUGCGGACGCACACCGGGGAGCGGCCCUACCCCUGCCCGCGCUGCGCCCGCCGCUUCCGCAAGAAAACGCACCUGGACCGGCACCUGCGCACCCACACCGGGGAGCGGCCGCACCCCUGCCCGCGCUGCGCCCGCCGCUUCGCCCACCGCCAGCACCUCCUGCGCCACCUGCGCCUGCACGGCGAGCCCGCCCAGGGGCACCGCGACGGCCACGGGGAGGUGCCCCCCGAGGAGAAGCCGCUGCCCUGCCCGGGCUGCGAGAUGAGCCUCGCCUGGAAGCAGAGCCCGCGGCCGCACACGGGGCUGGCAACGGUGCCGGGGGCUGGCAACGGACAGCUGGAUGGGCACCGGGAUGGGGGCGGGGAGAGGGAUGCCGACGAGAAGCCUCUCCCUUGCUCCCAGUGCGGGACGAGCCUCAGCUGGAAGCAGAGCCCGGCACCGCACCCGUGGCAGUACUUGGAGAACCGACCCCUGGGCUGCGCCGAGUGUGGCCACGGCUGCGCUCAGGACCCCCAGCACCCGCUGCAGGCGCCCGGUGCCCAGGACCUCCAGCACCUCUCGCAGCCCCCACAGGUGCCCGGCGUCCAGGACCCCCAGCACCUGCCGCAGGUGCCCAGCACUGAGCACCCCUUCACCCAGGACCCCCAGCACGUGUCCCAGGUGCCCCCUGCCCAGCGCCCGUUCGCCCAGGACCCCCAGCCCACCCCGCAGGCACCCCCUGCCCAGCGCCCCUUCUCCUGCCCGCAGUGCGGGCGCGGUUUCGGGCGCAAGGCUCACCUGGCGCGGCACCUGCUGGUGCACACGGGCACCCGCCCCCAUGCCUGUGCGCGCUGUGGGCGCCGCUUCAGCUCCAAGACCAACCUGGGCCGGCACGAGGCCGUGCACACCGGGCUGCGGCCCCACCGCUGCGCCCGCUGCGGCCGCGGCUUCACCCGCAAGACUCACCUGGAGCGCCACGAGCGCACCCACGGCCGCACCGGCACGGGGAUGGGCACUGCCGCCCACGGCUGCGCCGAGCGGCCUCACGCGUGUGCCGAGUGCGGGAAGCGGUUCCGGCAGAAGGUGAACCUGGCCGUGCACCUGCGCACGCACACGGGGGAGCGCCCGUUCCGCUGCGCCGACUGCGGCAAGGGCUUCAGCCAGAAGGCUCAUCUGCUGCGGCACCGCCGCACCCACGGCGCUGGCCUCGUGCCCGCCUGCUCCGCCGGGGACCCCCUGGGCAAGGGCCUGGAGCCCCCAGCCCUGCUGCUGCCCCCCUGCUCCCGCGGGGCCCCCCCGGCCCGGCCCGACAGCCCCUCGGGUGCCGCCGACAUCCUCCUGCAGCUCAUGCAGGACGAGCACCCCCCGGGCCCCGGAGCCCCCCCGGUGCCCCUGUGCAAGUGCCCGGGGGAGGGUCUGGGCCCCAGGGCGCCGGGGCUGCCCCCCCCUUGCUGCUGUGCCGCCUGCCUGGCCCCCCGCCCUCCCGAGCCCCCCCGGGGGCAGCUGUGGGCCAAGGCUGGGGGCUGCACUCGGGCCUUUGAGGAGAAGCAAGUGCCGGGAGUGCCAGGAGCGGCGGGAGUGCCAGGAGCGGCGGGAGCACCAGAGCAGGAGCGCGUCGAGGAGAAACCUGCCCCGUGUCCCAGCUGUCUGGGUGCCCAGCGAGGGGUCGGUGCCACCAGCCCCCCUGAGCCCCCGCUGUCCCCCCAGGGAGUGCCUCCCCAGGUGUCGUUCGAGGAGGUGGCCAUUUACUUCUCCCCUGAGGAGUGGGCAGAGCUCCUGCCCUGGCAGCGGGCACUGUACCGGGAGGUCAUGGCUGACAACUACGACCUGGUGGCCAGUCUGGACUCUGAGUCCAAGUUCAUCGACAUGAAGGAGGAGUCACCCAGGGAGGUCCCCUGUGCUGGGGGGGACAGUGGAGCUUCUGAAGUCUCCAGCACUGGCGCCCAGGAUGGUUCUGCCAGCGAGGAUGAUGACGGCAGACACUGGGAAUCAGGGUUCGGUGCCCCCCGCUCUGGCUGGCGUGACGCCACCCCGGGGGGCUGCGCCAGGGACCCUCCCCGGGAUGAGCCGAGGCCGCCCCCGCGUGACAGGCUCGGGCUGAGCUGCGGGGCCGCUCUGGGGGCGCCCCGGGCCGAGCCCCCCGCCCCGGGCCCGCCGUUCCUGUGCGGGACCUGCGGCAAAGCCUUCCGGCACCGCCGCAACCUCCUCACGCACAAGAGGCUGCGCGGGGGGAACCGGGCCCGGCACGGCUGCUCCGAGUGCGGCCGCGCCUUCUGCCUGCGCGGGGACCUGCUGCGGCACCGCGGCUGCCACCGGGGGCUGCCCCCCUGCCCCCGCUGGCCCCAGGGACGCUGCGGGCCGGCCGACGAGCGGCCCUUCGUGUGCGGGCGCUGCGGGCGCGACUUCGCCUGGAGGGAGAGCCUGGAGCUGCACCUGCGGGAACACCGGCCCCCCGAGCGAGCCCACCCCUGCCCCGAGUGCGGCCGCACCUUCCGCAGCCGCGGCCACCUGCGGCUGCACCGCCGCGCCCACACCGGGCACCGGCCCUUCGCCUGCGCCCGCUGCGGCCGCGCCUUCGCCUCCCAGGCCAACCUCAGCACGCACCGACGGCUGCGCCGCCGCUGCCGGCCCCCCGCCCGCGGGGACCCCCGCCCCGAGGAGAACAGGGACCCCCACAGGGACAGGGACCCCUGUGGGAGUGGGAACAGGGACCCCUGCAAGGAGGAGAAUGGGGACCCCUGUGGGAGUGGGAACAGGGACCCCUGCAAAGAGGAGAACGGGGACCCCUGCAAAGAGGAGAACAGGGACCCCCAGGGGGACAGAGACCCCUGCGGGGGUGGGAACAGGGAUCCCUGCAGGGAGGAGAACAGGGACCCCUGUGGGGGUGGGAACAGGGACCCCUGCAAAGAGGAGAACAGGGACCCCUGUGGGAGUGGGAACAGGGACCCCUGCAAAGAGGAGAACGGGGACCCCCACAGGGAGAGGGACCCCUGUGGGGGAACCUUGGGAGUGACCGUGGACUCCCAGGAGUCCCAGACUGUGGAGUGGGUGGAGUCCCCCAUGACAGGUUAUGGAGAUUCCUGA